GUCCGAGCAUUAUCUGAUCCUCUCCUUCCUCGGUUCGCGCAUUAUUCGAAUCUCUUCAAAGGGAGCUCCAAGCUUCUAAUGGAAAAUUAGGGCUUUUCAAAUUUUUGAGUUUCCGUUGCGAUGGUGGAGAGACGGACUCCUCUGGUGCUCUCAUCCACCAGAGCCACACUCCGUUCAGUCCUGAAUUCGAUUCGACCCGACGAGAUUCCGGGCCGACCCGAUUCGAUACGGCGGAGCGUAAGGUUGCCAGCUGGCAUUCUCAGGUGGAAACGAGAAGGAGUAAAUGAUUCAAAGUUUGAUUCUUUAGAUGACUCUUCACUGGUCGGACUCUCGACUCAAUUGCUCAAGAGACUAUCCAUCAACUCUGGCUCUUUCGUUGUUAUCAGCAACAUCGACAUAGGCAUCCAACGGAUUGCGCAAGUUGUUGUACUUGAUCCUCCUCCCAAGAAGACGCUUGAAGAAGAUGCAUCAUCUGUCACUAGCUUGCCCGUUUCGGACUCUCUUCACAUAAUGCUUGUCUUCCCCACUUUUGAUACGAUGAGUCAACAGUUACUAGACCAAGAGGUUGCUUACUUGUCCCCUAUGUUAGCCUUUAAUCUGAGCUUGCACAUGUCCUGCCUGAAGUCCCUAGUCCAUCGAGGGAACGAGGUCUUGGAGAAGUACUUUGUUGCUAAACUCGAUGAAGAGUCGGUGGUGGCAGGUGAGUCAAAGAUUGGUUUGGAUUUGGAACCCGUGUCCGAAGCUCCAGGGUAUGCAUCACAUCUAAGAGUUUCUUUUGUUAAGAUCCCAGAGUGUGGUACCAUUCAGUCAUUGGUAGUUAGUUCUUCGUUUGAAGAUGAAGAGCGACAAGGGUUGAUAGAUUCCGCAUUGCAUAAGUAUUUUGGAACCGAUAGAGUGCUCUCAAGAGGCGAUGUGUUUCGAGUUUGCAUUGAGUGGAACUGUGGUUCAAGUAUUUGUGUUCCAUGUACUCAAGGGUUAGGCUCCAAAGAAGAGGACUUUAUCUAUUUCAAGGUCGUCGCAAUGGAACCUUCUAAUGAAAGGUUUCUUAGAGUUAAUCACUCACAAACCGCUCUUGUACUUGGAGGAUUGGUCUCUUCUGGUCUUCCACCAGAUUUGCUUGUUUCUAGUUCAAAGGUUAAUAUGCCUUUGCAGGUGGACACAGUAAAUGUAUUGGCAUCGGUGCUUUCCCCACCUCUCUGCCCUUCAGCACUCUCCUCAAAACUCAGGGUUGCUGUUUUACUUCAUGGCCUGCCAGGGUGCGGGAAGAGAACUGUUGUUAACUAUGUAGCUAGGAGGUUGGGCCUGCAUGUAGUUGAAUAUAGCUGCCACAGUUUGUUAGCAUCAUCCGAAAAGCAAACAUCUACUGCUUUGGCUCAGACUUUUAAUAUGGCACGAAGGUUCGCACCAACGAUACUUCUGCUCCGCCAUUUCGAAGUUUUCAAAAAUCUGGGAUCUCAGGACGGCUCACAGGGUGAUCGAGUUGGCGUGGCCUCUGAGAUUGCAUUGAUUAUUAAGGAACUCACUGAGCCAGUUUAUAAUGGUGAAUACAGUUCCAUGGAAGAGGAGUCCAAUAGCAAUUCCUCUGUAGAUAAAGUUGGGAAGUUUAGGGGACACCAGGUGCUGUUAAUCGCAUCCGCUGAAACCACUGAAGGUCUCUCUCCAACAAUCAGGCGUUGCUUCAGCCAUGAGAUACGGAUGGGUUCUCUAAAUGACGAGCAGAGAUCCGAAUUGCUGUCUCGGUCCCUCCAAGAUGUUUCUCAACUCCUUAAUACCAGCUCAGAUGAUUUUGUGAAAGAAUUGGUUGGUCAGACUUCUGGUUUCCUCCCUCGGGACUUGCGUGCUCUAGUCGCUGAUGCUGGUGCCAACUUAUUCAUCAGUAAAGAGUCCGAGACUGAGAAGAUUGAUUCUCUAUCAGGUGAUGUAGACCAGUCAAGUCAAUUAGGUAACAGCAGUGAGACUUUAACAGCUAAGGAUGACUUCUCCAAAGCUUUGGACCGAUCAAAGAAGAGAAAUGCAUCAGCCCUUGGUGCUCCCAACGUUCCGAAUGUGAAAUGGGAUGAUGUUGGUGGGCUUGAGGAUGUGAAGAGUUCGAUCCUGGAUACAGUUCAGUUACCUCUCCUGCAUAAAGAUUUGUUUUCUUCUGGACUACGUAAACGUUCCGGUGUGCUUCUCUAUGGACCUCCAGGAACAGGGAAAACUUUACUGGCGAAAGCUGUGGCGACAGAGUGUUCCUUAAACUUCCUCAGCGUAAAAGGUCCAGAGCUGAUCAACAUGUACAUUGGCGAGUCAGAGAAAAACGUUCGAGAUAUCUUCGAAAAGGCGAGAUCGGCGCGGCCGUGUGUGAUCUUCUUUGAUGAGCUUGACUCUCUUGCUCCAGCGCGAGGCGCUUCUGGCGAUUCAGGAGGAGUGAUGGACCGAGUGGUCUCUCAGAUGCUAGCGGAGAUUGAUGGACUGAGCGAUUCUUCGCAGGAUCUGUUUAUUAUAGGAGCGAGCAACAGACCUGAUUUGAUUGAUCCAGCUCUUCUACGACCUGGGAGAUUCGACAAGCUUCUUUACGUUGGAGUCAAUGCUGAUGCUUCUUACAGAGAAAGGGUAUUAAAAGCACUUACUCGGAAAUUUAAGUUGAGCGAAGAUGUGUCGCUUUAUUUAGUAGCGAAGAAGUGUCCGUCUACGUUCACUGGCGCUGAUAUGUAUGCGUUGUGUGCUGAUGCUUGGUUUCAGGCAGCUAAGCGAAAGGUGUUGAAUUCAGAUUCAGGGGAUGAUUCUAUUCCAGAAGACGAUCCGGACUCUGUUGUUGUAGAGUUUAUAGAUUUUAUAAAGGCGAUGGAUCAGCUUUCACCAUCACUAUCCAUAACUGAACUGAAGAAGUAUGAGGCGCUUCGAGACCAAUUCGAAGGCCGUUCCAGCUGAAAACUCCUCAGUCAUAAUAGCAAAGAAAAAAUUACACAGAGCUGAAACUAUUCUGUUUUAUUUUAUGAGAUGGGACACAAUAAUAAACCCAUCAGAUCAGACUCUUAUAGAUGAUGAACAGACUCAGAUCCCUUAUGAAUAUAUAUGAUUAGUUCUGUUCUGUUU
Molecule: messenger RNA, 3075 nt
Organism: Brassica oleracea var. oleracea
Lineage: Eukaryota; Viridiplantae; Streptophyta; Magnoliopsida; Brassicales; Brassicaceae
Product: peroxisome biogenesis protein 6
Exons: 11
Coding region: 121-2910 (929 amino acids)
Biological process (GO): protein import into peroxisome matrix
Cellular component (GO): cytosol; peroxisomal membrane
Molecular function (GO): ATP binding; ATP hydrolysis activity
Source: RefSeq, a predicted model, not a curated record